CCAGUAUUUAGAAGCAUUUUCGAAAUAAAAGUACAACGCGACUCGUUAAUAAGAAAUCUGUUCGACUAAUGAUAGAGCGAUUCGUUCGGCAUAUUCGCUUCGCGCCAAUUAUCGUGUGUCAUUGCUUCGCUCGAGUCAUUAGCCGUCCGUCGUAUCGUUAAUUAUUAAUUAGAUUAAUCGAGUAGCCUUCUCGCAGCGACUAUAUCCAUGGGACAGUUGCUCUCGCUACGUUUGAUCCAGUAUUUUCCAGGGUAUAAUUAGAAGUAAAAAUUGCCGACUAUUACAGAAGUCAUUAUAUUCAUCACGCACACCGAUAGGAAGAGUUUGAUACAAAAGCGGUGGCACACACGGUGUUCGCGCGAUUCUUUCAGUCAGUUUUGAGAUGACGAGACAUCUGAGAAACCUGUUGAAAUUCUGUUUGGUGUGCGUUUGCUUGUUCGAGUUUAUCGCAGCCAACGCACCGCUGGUAAAAGUAAAGAAUGGAACGUUGUCGGGUCUGUUUAUGAGAACAAGGAAGGGCAGGGAAUUCGCCGGAUUUCGGGGCAUACCGUAUGCGCUUCCACCUGUUCGAGAACUCAGAUUCGAGGCUCCGAAACCGGCAGCUGCCUGGGAUGGAGUACGAUCGGCUAAAGACGAUGCCAACAUAUGUGUUCAAAGAAAUAUCUUCACCUACGACGAUGCGAUCGUCGGUGACGAGGAUUGUCUUUAUCUGAAUGUCUACACACCGAAAGUGCCCACUGCGGAAGACAAAUUAAAGGGAGGAUAUCCGGUUAUGAUUUGGCUGCAUGGUGGCGGAUGGGUCUGUGGCGCUGGUCAUUCCGACUAUUAUCAUCCUAAAUUCUUAUUGGAUCACGACGUGAUUCUCGUCGCCGUAAAUUACAGGCUCGGGCCAAUAGGAUUCCUGAGCACGGAGGAUCUAGUAUGUCCUGGAAAUAACGGAUUAAAGGAUCAGGCAAUGUCCAUUCGUUGGGUACACGAGAAUAUAGCCGUCUUCGGUGGUGAUCCAAAUCGCGUGACCAUUUUCGGGGAAAGCGCGGGUGGUGCAAGUGCCCAUUACCACAUGAUGAGCGAUUUGUCGAAAGGACUUUUCCAUCGUGCUAUCUCGCAAAGUGGUACCGCCGACUGUCGCUGGGCCGUGGCUAAACCCGGUUCGGCGAGAAAGAAGGCCACGAAGCUGGCCAAACUUCUGGCUUGUCCUUCGAAAGAUUCGAAGCAGCUCGUCGAUUGCCUGCGUACGAAAGAAGCCACUGAACUUAUUGCAACCGAUCGAUCUUUUCAAGAAUUUUCUUACUGUCCGGUGAUAUACUUCAAACCUGCGAUCGAACCUGUUCACCCUGGUGCAUUCUUAACGGAAGAUCCCGCAGUUACGUCGAGGAACGGCCGCUUGUCAGACAUUCCGUGGAUGACAGGAAUUAUGUCCGAGGAGGGAUCGCUCAUAGUACCAGGAUUGUACGGACGAGACAACGGAGAAUUGGUUAAGAAGCUGGACGAGAAUUUCUUGGAUCUCGCUCCGAUGACGUUGGUGUUCGACGAAACGUGUCGUAAAGGCGAAGAGAAACGCGUGGCCGCCGAAAUCCGCAAGUUCUAUUUCGAUCAGGCUGCCAUUGACAAUUCCACGCGAUUCCAGCUGAUCAACAUGUUCAGCGACGCUUGGUUCACUCACGCGGCUCGCACUUCGGUGCGCAACUAUCUGGAGAAGCAGUCUUCUCCCGUGUAUUAUUACUAUCUGUCGUACAGAGGAAGCGCAUCCUUCAGCAGGAUAUUUGGCGAUGCUAACAAUAAUUACGGAGUAUCUCACGCGGACGAACUUCAGUAUCUGUUUCCUGUCGGAGAACAAUUAUUCAAGGAUAUACCGCUGAGCGAGAAGGACCUCGAGAUGGUGGACGUUCUCACGAGCCUUUGGUACAACUUUGCGAACUCCGGCAAUCCUACGCCGGAAGUGUCGGAGCAGAUACCGAUCAAAUGGAAACCGGUUAGAACGCAGAAUCUCGAGUAUCUUCACAUAGGACAAGACGACAUUCGGAUGUCGGAGAAUCUUCUGCGGGAGAGAAUAGACUUCUGGCAAGCUUUACCGGUACGAGUGGAUUUUGACACCCAACGUCAAUGGAAAGACGAAUUGUAAAAAAAAAAGUACUUUUAAAAAUCACGGGCGCGAUCGUAUCGCACGAUCGUAUUUGCAUCGGAGUCACGCAAAAUUGUCGAAGGUCGAUACUCUACCAUCGGGAACGAUCUUGCUUCGGCAUACAACCAACGAUUUUACGUACAAUAUAUGCUUUUAAUAUUCA
This is a messenger RNA of Bombus huntii, 2285 nucleotides long. RefSeq names its product venom carboxylesterase-6. Bases 383 to 2122 code for a protein of 579 amino acids. The record is from RefSeq and is a predicted model, not a curated record. NCBI's taxonomy places the organism in Eukaryota, Metazoa, Arthropoda, Insecta, Hymenoptera, Apidae. The transcript has 10 exons.